Zasmidium cellare ATCC 36951 is the source of this 885-nucleotide messenger RNA. RefSeq lists its product as uncharacterized. The transcript has a single exon. The coding region runs from base 1 to 885 and encodes 294 amino acids. The record is from RefSeq and is a predicted model, not a curated record. Lineage: Eukaryota; Fungi; Ascomycota; Dothideomycetes; Mycosphaerellales; Mycosphaerellaceae.
AUGAGGUUCUUUACCACGCUUCUGGCGCUCACUGCAGCUGCCACCGCGGCAGUUGUCAAGAGAGACAUGUCCACGGCUGUCCACCUCCCCUUGGAGGUGUUCGACAUCGCCAGCACGAAAUCCAACCCAAGCAUCGUCGCCAGACAGGAGCCACCAUUUCAGACCAAGAACUUGCGCUACGCCGACAUCUACCAGUCCAGCUCAGAUGACUGCACCGCCGAUCGCAAAAUGCUUUCCUUCGAUGGCGGCAAGUACGGCGAGCCGGAGCAGAAAUUCUGCCAGGACUUCGACACCCAGAGCGUUCGCUCGUACACCAUCGAAUCGGGUACGGGAUGCGGUGCGUACAUUCAAGAGGGCACCUGCGAGACUGGAGAUCCCCAGAAACUCCUGGAACUUGGUGGUGCUUGCGCUCAGGCGUUCACGGAGGAGGCUGCGCCGACUGCGCAGAGUCUCCUCGUGCUCUGCAAUGCAGGCGCUGGCGACUUGGGAAUUCCACCGAAGUCUCUCAAGGGCCGCGAGGAGGAUUCAAAUGCCAUCUCCGAGCGCGGCGAACACGCCGUCUCCAUCCCUCGAGCCGAUCAGCGCUGGGUCAAGUACUGGCUCACGGACAACGACCAGUGCCAGACGACGCCUGACGACUCCGGCACCAUCUACAGCGGCAACAUGGGCGACAACUUCUCGGAGCAGUGUCAGACUCGCGAUGCGCUGGGUGGUCCUACAUGGGUUGACGUCUCGGAUUCGCAUGGAUGCGACCUGUACAUUCAGCAGGGCGACUGUGAUGCUGCCGGAUCGCUUCCACUGCCUCUUUCGCAGGGACAGUGCGUUCGGGUUUCGCCGGAGUGGGAGGGUAGCGUGUGGAGCUUGAAGGCAGUUUGCUCUGGUUGA